CAUCAUUACAGAGCACAAACAGAACAAAUGAACCACCAGCAUACUCCUUCUUUGAAAACACUAGCUUUAAUAUGAUGUAUUUUCAUUUGAGUCGGUGCUGAAGGUCUAUAAUUCUGUGGGGCCUGGAGAUUCUUCUGACUGAGUGAGAAUGGGAAGGGAUUGCGGUUAAAGGGAAAAAAGCAGGGGAAAAUCAUGACUGUUGUACCUACAUCACGAGGUAUUGCAGUUCCACCCCGAGUGUCUCCGAUAAUGGAGGUUGAUGAGUGCAGUGAAGAACCAAUUUCUGUUCCUAGUCUAGGACGCCUAUUUAACGCCAACAACAGCAACAACAAUGAUGAGGAAGAAAAGAAGAAAAAGAAAAAAGAGAAAAAACAAAAAAAGGAGAAGAAAGAGAAAAAAGAAAAGAAAGAGAAGGAAAAAAAGAAGGUAAAAGAAAAAGAUGAGAAGGAGAAAGAAAAUGAGAAAGAAAAAGAGAAAGAGAAGGAAAAAGAAAAGGAAAAGGAAAAAGAUAAAAAGGAGGGGCCUAAAGAGGUAUUUGUGAUUAACCCAGCGGGACUCCUGUACUAUCAAUGGCUGCUCAUAAUUACCAUUCCUGUCAUGUACAAUUGGACAGUUAUCAUUGCAAGAGCCUGCUUUGAAGAACUCCAGCAUAGAUAUCUGCUGAUGUGGUUCAUCCUGGACUACACCUCUGACCUGCUUUACUUGGCUGACAUGGCCUUUAGAGCACGAACAGGUUACCUGGAACAGGGCUUGCUCAUCAAAGAUGAAAAGCUCCUUCUCAAGCAGUACACAGACAGUCUCCAGUUCCGUAUUGAUGUCAUCUCAAUGCUGCCCACAGACAUUUUUUACUUCGUUUUGGGCUUAGACUACCCGGAGAUCCGCAUAAACAAGUUGCUCCGCCUGAACCGCAUGUUUGAGUUCUUCAAUAUCUCAGAAACUAUGACCAACUACCCCAACAUUUUCAGAAUCUGCACCUUGGUCAUGUACAUAAUCAUCAUCAUCCAUUGGAAUGCAUGCCUCUACUUCUCCUUCUCCAAGUCCAUUGGGUUUGGAUCAGACGCAUGGGUGUACCCCGCUCUUACUGAACCUGAGUUUGGAGAGCUGUUGCGAAAAUAUGCAUUCAGCCUCUACUGGUCCACGCUUACCCUUACCACCAUUGGAGAGACGCCCUCUCCUGAGCUGGACUCUGAAUUCCUCUUCCAUGUAGUUGACUUCCUGGUGGGCGUCCUGAUCUUUGCCACCAUUGUGGGUAAUAUUGCUACCAUGAUCUCAAACAUGAACGCAGCCCAGGCUCAGUUCCAGUCACGGAUUGACAACAUUAAACAAUACAUGCAUGCACGUCAUGUCAGCAAUGAAUUAGAAAACCGUGUCAUCAAGUGGUUUGACUACCUUUGGACUAAUAAGAAAGCUCAAGAUGAAAGAGAGGUGCUGAGAUACUUGCCAGACAAAUUACGGUCGGAGAUAGCCAUGAACGUACACUUAGAUACGCUCAAGAAGGUGCGGAUAUUUGCAGACUGUGAAGCUGGGCUGCUGAUAGAGUUGGUGCUGAAGCUACGUCCUCAAGUCUUCAGCCCGGGUGACUACAUCUGUCGCAAGGGUGACAUUGGACGGGAGAUGUACAUCAUAAAGGAAGGAAAGCUUGCUGUGGUAGCUGAUGAUGGUGUCACUCAAUUUGUCGUCCUUGGUGAUGGGAGCUACUUUGGCGAGAUCAGCAUUUUGAACAUAAAGGGUAGCAAGGCUGGGAAUCGGAGAACCGCCAAUAUUCGUAGCAUUGGAUACUCAGACCUUUUCUGCCUGUCCAAAGAUGAUCUAAUGGAGGCUCUGACAGAAUAUCCUGAUGCAAAGACUAUGCUGGAGGAUAAAGGGAGACAGAUUCUGUUGAAGGAUGGUCUGCUGGAGCUGGAUCCUUCAAAACUGAAGCCAGAUGAGCGGGAUUUAGAAGGCCGUGUAAACCAAAUUUACAACACGCUGCAGAUCAUGCAGACCAAGGUGACCAAAUUGAUGGCAGAACACGAGGAAACACGGAAAAAUAUCAAACAGCGAAUUGUUCAGAUUGAGCGUUAUGCUGGGGAGGAGGUGGAGGAUGAAGAAGAAGAGGAGGAGAAGAUGGAAGACACAGAGAAGGUUAAAGAAGAGGAGAUGGAGAAGAAAGAGGGAGAGACAGAAAAAGAGAAGUCAGAAGAAGACAAGGAAAAGAAGGAAACAAUAGAGGAGGAAAAGUUGCAGGAAGUGACCAAAGAGGAAAAGAAAGACGGGGAGCCAUAGGAUCUAAAGAAAACAGCUUAAAACUGGAUGAAAAUCAUGAAUGAGGCUGAUCCUAAAUACAUUUGAAUAAAGAACAAAACACUAUUUUAAUAUUAUAGCAGCCACAAAGUGUAGAUCAUAUCUUCACCAAAAAAUUAUGUCAUCAUUUACUCACCUUUAUGUUGUUUCAAACCCAUAUGACUUUCUUCUGUGCAACACAAAAUGAGAUGUUAGCCUGGAAAAAAGAUGCAAUGAAACUGAAUGGUGACUGAGUCUAACAUUCUGUUCAACAGAAGAAAAUCACAUAGAUUUGGAACAAAUCUAUGAGGGCAAGUAUAUGAUGACAGAAUGUUCAUUGUUGUUGUUGUUGUUUUUGUGUGUGUGUGUGUGUUUUUGUGUUUUUUGCUAACCUAUCCCUUUAAGUGUACAGAUACAUUUUGGUCUUGAAGGGACAGUUCACUAAAAAAAUGAAAAUUCUCUAAUCAUUUACUAACCCUCAUGCUAUCCCA
Messenger RNA from Myxocyprinus asiaticus (Chinese sucker), 2753 nucleotides. RefSeq names its product cyclic nucleotide gated channel subunit alpha 1a (gene cnga1a). The record is from RefSeq and is a predicted model, not a curated record. Gene Ontology annotation, biological process: monoatomic cation transmembrane transport. Gene Ontology annotation, molecular function: protein-containing complex binding; intracellularly cAMP-activated cation channel activity; cGMP binding. Gene Ontology annotation, cellular component: plasma membrane; intracellular cyclic nucleotide activated cation channel complex. The transcript has 7 exons. The coding region runs from base 193 to 2265 and encodes 690 amino acids. Lineage: Eukaryota; Metazoa; Chordata; Actinopteri; Cypriniformes; Catostomidae.